CCCCAUAUCACCAUAACAAGUCGUUUUCAAAACACCCCGCCCCACUCUCCAGAGUCUCUGAAUAUACAUAUGCCCCUACUCUGCCUGCCUUGUAUAUUCUCCUCUUUUCCCUCUCUGCUUUCUUCUUCUUCCUCCUCUGCUUCCACUUUUAGAUAGAGUAUUUACUCUAUACAUUACUCUCCCCCCUCCAUCCCGCUCCCUGCCUCUGUCUCUCUCUCUCUCUCGUAGCCUUUCUUCACUUGUCUCUCGCUUUAUCACUCACCCACACUCUCUCCCUCCCUAUAUAUACACACACAUUCCACCUCUGUCUAGUCACGUCCACACGCCGUUCUUCCUUCAUUCCAACAUACUAUAUCCUGCUGCGAUUUGGUUCAAGUAGCUUAACAACAUGGAAGAGGAGUAUUACUACCGGGGAGGGCAUGUGCCGGCGUUUGGAAGCUGGGACUGGAACAACGACCUUCCUUUCACUCAGUGCUUCGAAUCCGCCCGCCAGGCCGGCUUCCUUCGCUACAGCUACUCCGAGGAUCCAGAUCUGUACGUCGCCGGCGACUUGUACCAGAACGACGUCGUCACUCCUACCGUCAUCGUCGUCCCUCGCCGCCCACGCCAGCAAGGGAAAGUGCGUCAGUCCCGCACCAAACAAGGCAAAACAAUGGAAAAGCAACAGCAGGCAGAAAUGGGGACGAGCCCGCCUCCAAAAUCUACAGCUACUACAAAUACUUCACUCCCGCGCUCCAAGCCGAAGCCGGUGGACGAAGAUCUGUACAAGAUCUCGCCCCACCUUCUCUAUGCAUCAACCAAACCCAGAAAGGCAAGAACCUGUUUUUCAUUUGCAGCAACCCCUGUUUUGUCUACUACAUUUACUUUAUCAGCAAAGGUGUAAUCGUAAUCGAUGGAUCUAAUUGAUCGGGGGAAAUGAUGUUUACAGAAGAAGAGGAGGGCGUUUGGGAUCUGGUCAAGCUGCUUGCUGCCUACCUGCGUCGUUUGAAUCUGAUGGUGCAUGCGUCUCCACCUAGAGAGUAGAGACUGGGUGGUGCAGUACAUAUUCUUAUUGUUAUCAAUUAUAAAUUUUAUAAUAGAUCAUGAUGGUGAAGGACUGAAGGUAGAGGAGAUUAAAUAUGCACUAUUAUCAUUACUUCAUUAUUAUUAGCAUGGUUGAGGAUGGAUUAAUUGCACGGGGUUUGCUUAUAUAAUUAUUAUUGAUAUUCUUGUAGUUAACUAAUCGAUCGGUAGUAGCUAGUUAUGUGAGAAAGUAGGAGGAUAGGAAGCAAUUUAGCGUUUUGGGGGGUUGACUUGAUUCCCUAUUUUGGGUUGAACAAAGCUCUCUCUAUCUGAUGUUUGGGUUUAUUAUUAUUAUUAUUAUUAUUAUUUUGGUCGAAUUUGGGUUUAUUUUCAUGAGUGGGGUUUGUAUCUCUUUGUAUUAUAUUAUGUCGAGAAAGAAAAAAAGGACAAUUGCUCUUCUUUUCUCUUCCCACUUACUUUCCCUGCUAGAGUGGCUAAUUUAAUUAGAGGGUUUAUCAUUAGUUUCACAUUUUGUCAUGUAAUCGUACUAGUGAUCCUUCUAAUUUAAUACUCAUUUUAUGUUUGGUC
Linum tenue is the source of this 1590-nucleotide messenger RNA. The record is from the annotation of a GenBank genome assembly. Lineage: Eukaryota; Viridiplantae; Streptophyta; Magnoliopsida; Malpighiales; Linaceae.